AUCAAGUACUAUAAUACAUUCACGAUUUAUAGUAACACAUCAUGGAUAGGCAUACAUUCUUUAGAAAUCGUGUUUUCUUAAUCGCUUUUGUAUUUUUAAUUUUAAUGUUGGUUGACACAUAUUGUGAUCCGCUAUCACCAUCAAACUGUGCAGGCGGGGAGUGUAAGAGUAAUACAGGUAAAGAUUCAGGUACAGAUACGGAUAACGAUUGUGUAGCUAAGUGUAAGUGCAUGGAACCAAAAGAAACCAAACAAUGCUUGAAGUGUAAGAAGAAAUGUCAAACUGAAUCAUCACCUGUUGAUAGUACUACUCCUGUUGUUGGUACUCCUACCGUGAUGACGACUACACCAACGUAUACAACAGCAACAACUGAAGCAACGUUUACGACUACACUCAAAAGCUUUAGCGGGAACCCUGGUACACAACCAAAUGAACUAUCAUCUGCAACAGGGCCAAGUAUGAGUAAACAUAUUCCAUUGAUAGACGGCAAGCCAAUCGACAAUAGGAGUUUUUUUAACAUCAACAAAGAUUUCAUAAUAGGUAUGGUUAUGGGUGCAAUAGCUGUCGCCAUCGUAGUAAUCGCCACAUCUAUCACGUGUUUCCUUUGCAAUGCGAAGAACCAGCGACUUCGAAGAGAAAUCAUGCAGAGUUAUGAGAAAAGGAAUGACAAAGAAGGCCUAGGUGGAUUUGGAAUGAUUGGAAAUGAAGCUUACUCAGGGACUAGUUUACGCGGGGGAAUGCUUUCGGCUUCUGCGUCGACUUUGCGAGUCUCAAACGAUGGCUACUACGCAAAGGUUGAAGACGACAACCUGCCAGAUCAUGACAACAGGAUGUCACACUGUAGUUUACCUGAUGUCAUGGAGAGGUCAGUCGAUCCAACGUCUGGAUAUGCCUUCUACAAACCAGACAGGCCGUCCGUUUACACCGGCUUCAAAGGACAUAAUAAACGAGCUAAAAAUACAAGUUACGGUUUACAUCGUAUUGAUCGACCAACUAUAUACACUGGUCUUAAAAGAGAUACGAACAACAGACAACCUGAAGAAAACAUGAGUGAACGUGUGUAUGCAGAAGCGCAAGAAGUUCUGCCAGAAAGAGUUUUAAAGGGAAAUGCAAGCAACGAGAAUCAAACUUGUCCGAUACAUACAUAUAUGAAAAUUAAUGAACCAAAUGGUCCAUCGACCGCCGCUGUUGCAACCUGUCCAAGUGCACCGCCUGUCGAUUUAGACCAAUCAGAUACCUUUCCUAACAUUACGUCACCAAUCUAUUUUCAGGUAGAAAAUGAAAAUGAAAAACAUGAUUAUCAAAUGCUGUUAAAAAACAACAACACCAAAGAUGGAAAUGAAGAUUUUUCAGAGCCACCUAAAUACCAGUCACUUGAAGAAAACAUUUCUGGAGGAUGUGUCAGUGACAACCAAACUCAUGAAUAUUUCACUCUUCAACAAUAAUCAGUGUGAAACGAAAAAUUGAUGACGUCACCACAUAAAAUAAGUUUCACCAUGGCCACGUAUAGCCGCUUCUGGUUAAAUGUUGUUACAUGGUACUGUUUAGUAAAACGUUUUUAAAAUAGUGGAUUGGUUAGAGAGUAGGCCUAUAUAAUUGAGUGGUGCUGGAGACCGUAAUGUCGCCUUUAACGUCGGUCACAACUAUGCCGACGUCCGGUCGACGUGAAUCUAGAGAACGCAAUGAGGAGAGACGCACGGAACUGCGAUUCGCUCAGAGUGCCACUCUGUCAGAUCAAUCAGCAGACGCUUCGUGUCGUCAAACGCUCAUAGGGAGCGCAGAUGGAUUCGUCGGCGGCCGAUUGUCGUACGACUCUCGUACAACAUAGUGUGUGCCCGGUUUUACAAUAUCAAUGCAAUAUUUUGUCGCGGAUCCUAUGGAUCUGUGGCUGUAUAUUAUUAUUUUCUUUGUACUAUAUUUCAUAUUUAUUAACGUUGACUUAAGAUUUGCUAUACUUAACAACACUGUAAAUAUUCCAGUUUUUAAUUUUUUCAGGCAAUUGUAUCGUUAAGCAGUUGUGUAUGAGUGUGUAAAGAUUACUUUAUAUAAACAUUAAGAAGCACUUUGUCAUUAAAAGAAAAACAGUAUUUAGAUCCGUACUUGGAUAUUUAUCAAGGUAAAUUGAUAAAUCGAUGAAGAUUAUUUCCAUGGCCAUACACACACACACAAACACCCACACCCACAGACAUAUAAAUAUAGGCCUAUAUAUAUAUAUAUAUAUAU
Molecule: messenger RNA, 2223 nt
Organism: Anneissia japonica
Lineage: Eukaryota; Metazoa; Echinodermata; Crinoidea; Comatulida; Comatulidae
Exons: 5
Coding region: 42-1445 (467 amino acids)
Source: RefSeq, a predicted model, not a curated record